CUUUCCUCAGGAAAACAGAUCACCUUCCACCACAAUAGCGAGCGUCAGGAAGCUGCAGGCGGCCGUAGUGCUCUCCUGAGUCUGCCUGAAGCUCUAGAGAAGAGCUGACACUCAUCAGAGGCCGUCUCACACACGGAGCAGCCCGGCAGCAGCAUGACUCUGCCCUGAAGCUCAGCCGUUUGUGAAGGUUUUCCACUGCAACCAUGCCCAUUCUGAAGAAGCUCCCCGGAAGAUCCAAAAGCUGCCAAGAGUUUUCCAGAGGGAACGGAGAGCUGAUCCUGCCCCGGCUGGACCUGGACAUGAGGGGACUAAGUGACCUCAAUGACCUGAAGGAGCUGGAGGAGAUGAGAAAGAACCUCAACCCCUUUGAGGACGUGGACCUGGAUGAAGAUGAGAAGAACGAUGCGGGCCUCAUCAUGGGGGAGGUCACAGAUAACCACCAGCUCCGGUGCUCCCGGGACGGGGAAGAGGAGGAAAACGAGGUGAACGCAGAGAAGCACGGAGCUGGAAAUCCCAAAGUGAAGCCCCUCAGGGGGACUCUGGAGCGGAUCUGUGGAGUCUCCCCGCUGAAAACUCUGGGAAAACUGGGGAAGGGGCUCCGCAUAUCCGGGAAAAAUGUGUGGGGGAACAAUUAUCCCCAUCAUACCCCUGGAGACUCCAACACACUUCCAGCAGAAAAGGAGAAAAAGAAAGGACUUCGCAGAGGCUCUGAGGGGAUCAUGACCCUGCUCCGCUUCACAGGUCGGCGUAAGGAAGAGCGCAGGGAAAGCCUGCCCUGCGGGGACCUACACCCAGACGGGGAGGUGGAGGAGUCCAGGCGGCCCUCCUUCCUGAGGAUAGUCAGUCUGGGUAAGCUGAAGAGAGAAUCCAUGUCAGACAAGGCGUCCCAGGAGGCCGAGGAGGAAACAGAGGAGGAAGAGCCCGUGGUCAAAACCAGAGAGCCUCUCUCAGUUCUGGAGAUCCUGCAGCUGGUGAACCACAGAGACCUCCUGCUGGCCGACACACACAUUCAGGAGCUGGAGCGAGAGUGCCAGCUGCUGUCUAUGCUGCCAUCAACAUCUACCCCCACCCUCACGCCCACUCAAAGCCCAAGCACACCUCCCUGCUGGAUUCCUCUGUCCCCUCCAUCCUUAGAUGAUUCCCUCAGCUCCAACGCCACGCUGGACUCCAGUAAGAGGAAGGCCAAGGAUGUGGAGCUGCUGUACGAGGCCCUGCAGAGGGAGAUGUGGGAUGUGGUGCGAGAGUCCCUCCGCCAGCCCAGCGCUGGCCCCAACCUCGGCCUGGUUGUCCUUGUCAUCCAGCAGGAGGAGCACGCUGAUGUGACCUGGGCCCUGAGAGAAGAGACCAAGCCAGAGGGAGAGCCCCCCCACAUCCAGCCCAGCCAGCGCCCCCGCCAGCUGAAGCUAAAGUGGAGGCAGGCGGUGGCAGAAGCUGCCGACUGGAGCCUGCCGCAGCAGGUGGACACUCAGGCAGGCCAGCUGGCCUCCUACCUGGAGCGGCUGAGGAGCCGCAUGGUCGACGACCUGGACGCAGCCAGGAGGAACGCCAUUUCCAUAUACCCCGAAGAAUUUGCUGCUUUCCAGGUUUAUGUGGAGAGUUACCAUCAAGCCACAGCCAAACGGCUUCGGACCAUCACCAGUGGACCGCUGCAGAUCACAGAUGUGUACUCAUUACUGGACUGGUUCUACAACGUCUACAACAGGGAUGUUUUGGGAACCAUCGGCGCCAGUGGAAACAUUAACUAUGCCACACUGGGUCCUGUUCUCCCUCAGGAGACGGUGGACCGCCUGGAGCAUGACUGCAUCAACAUAGUGAAGGGAAAGGUAACAAGUGAACUGGUCCAGAUUCUGGAUGAGGAGGAGAGGCGGUGGGCCCAGACGCUGCACAUAGAGGAGUAUCAGUCCCACCUGGCACGCUCAGUCAUCCAGAGGCUGAAGGAGGACUUGGACCGAUCCACAUCUGUGAGCCAGUUUCUGGGAGCCAGAGUGGCUCGCUGCAGUCUCAGUGGGCUGGCUGACUUUCUGUACAACUUCCAGAGGAAGGUGGAGAUCUUCCAUGACACCCAGGCUGAGUUUGGAGACAGAGGGGAUGGCUACAUUUCCAGGACCAUAGCUCUAGCUAACUGCUGUCCUCCACUCAGGUCAUUUGUAGAGCGCUGCACGCAGUGUGACCCACAGGGCAGCGAGGAGGCGGCCCAGAGAGCCAGCUCCUCCCUGGACAGAGUCAUCAAACAGUCAGUAAGGGUGCUGGUUGACAGGCUGUUUGAGCAGAUCAGACCUUUCUUUGACAAGCUCAUCAAGAGGAAGUGGCUGAACAACACAGAAGCCUUUGAGGCUAUUGAAGCCAGCAUCAAACAACAUUUCAAAAAGUUUAAGAGGAUGGACCCUCCUCCAUAUCAGGCGCUGGUGGGCGAGGUGCACAGGCGGGUCCUGGUGGAGUAUGUCCGAGCCACCAUGCGAGGUCGGGUCAUCUGCACAUCCUCGAAGAUGAGGAAGAGGAUGGCCUUCCGCCUGCAAGACGAAGCCAAGCAGCUGAAAGGGCUCUUCAGGGAUCUGGACUCAGACUCCUCCUGGUUGGACAGCAUCAUCUCCCACAUCGCUGACAUCAUUCUCCUGGAGGACACCCCAUCCAUCCAGAUGGAGGUGGCUGUCUUAGUGAAAGAGUUCCCAGACAUCAGGAAGAGGCACGUCUCCGCCCUGCUGAACAUGCGAGGGAUGGUGCGGCAGGCCGAGCGGCAGGAGAUCCUCAAUGUCGUCAAAGACUUUGAAUGCAGCAGCGCUGUCAUGAGUCGAGACCACGCCUUCUUCUCCGACAUCCCCAUCACCUCAGAAGUUCACUGCAUCAGCUUGGGUUUCCUGCGCUUUGCCAUGAGCAUUUCCAACUGGUUCUCAGAGCACCGGCCGAGGAGACAGCGCAGACCGAGCACCAAAAACACAGCGCCUCCUCCUGAGAACAUGGAGUAAAUGAGUAAAUGGUGAGGCCAGGUGUUGUGUCAACUCAGAAGCCACAGACUCACUGUGAAGAUGCUGAAAAAAAGAACAAGCACCUUGAGCACAAUAGGAUGGUUGUCACUUGCAUAAAGACCUUUGUUCUCAGGUACUCUCCAAACGUCACGUGCACACUGACUGUUUUCAUCUCCACAAAUGUGAUGCUACACAGACACGUGAAACCAAAAUCCAGAAAAUGUCAUUUUAUUCCUCCAUGAUGUUGCAGAAGCAGCCUCUUAAAGUUGAUUCUAUUUGAUGAUGUAUGUACUGCACAUGUAUGCAAGAAUUUCUGAUGUUUUGGAACACCCCCACCACUGCUGUUGGUGACAGCCUUGCUUCACCCUGCAGCCCCACAGCAAGUUGGAAACCACCCAAAACCCCUGCCACUGGGGGGCUGGCCCUGCAGAGCCCCUCCAGCACCAAGGUGUCCCUCUGAGAGCAAAGCUCCAGGCAAACCUGAAGCCAUCUCUCUGAGAAAAGCAGAGUGCUGCUCUGAACUUGUUCCGUCUUCCUGCUUUCUGCACUUUGCACGAUGUAGCUGACAAAUAAAAGACUACUAGCUUUUCAUCUCGAGAACAUCCUA
Molecule: messenger RNA, 3570 nt
Organism: Oryzias latipes (Japanese medaka)
Lineage: Eukaryota; Metazoa; Chordata; Actinopteri; Beloniformes; Adrianichthyidae
Gene: exoc3l2a
Product: exocyst complex component 3-like 2a
Biological process (GO): exocyst localization; exocytosis
Cellular component (GO): exocyst
Molecular function (GO): SNARE binding
Source: RefSeq, a predicted model, not a curated record